Messenger RNA from Papilio polytes (common Mormon), 951 nucleotides. RefSeq lists its product as uncharacterized. Gene Ontology annotation, cellular component: elongator holoenzyme complex. The transcript is spliced from 2 exons. The coding region runs from base 156 to 899 and encodes 247 amino acids. Gene Ontology annotation, biological process: tRNA wobble uridine modification. NCBI's taxonomy places the organism in Eukaryota, Metazoa, Arthropoda, Insecta, Lepidoptera, Papilionidae. The record is from RefSeq and is a predicted model, not a curated record.
UUUAACUUUGGAGGACGUUCAUUUGUUUUGAUUAAUUAAUCUUUCUGUAAUAAAAAAAUAAUUACAUAAUUGCUGUAAUACAGUUAUUGCUUAUCAAAUAUACACUUUUCUAUCAAUCAAACAAUAUUUGGAUAAGAGAUAUCUGUUAAGUAAGCAUGGCAACAGACGUUAUUUCGGCGUUGGACCUGGAUAAGGAAAAUACUCAAUGUAGAGUGUUAGUGGUUAAGGAAAUCAAUAAUUGUAGUAGUUCCUUUAUAACCAGUUGUGUUUUUGGACAUUUGAUAAAAAAGAAAAGUGCAGUACUUAUUAUAUCUACUCACAAUUCUUUAAAACACUUUCAGAAUGUUGGUUUGAAAAUGAAUUACAAUCUAAAUAGAUGUAUAGACGAUGGGUUCAUAAAUUUCUAUAAUUUGGGUGAUGAAUAUGUCAUUAAAAUGCUGAACAAUGAACAUUUGUCUCCGGAGAAUGUUUUUCAAAAUAUUCAAGAUAAAUUUGAAUAUAUGAGGACUAAAUAUGAUGUUGUUAAUGUUAUAUUUGAUGGGGUAUCACAUUUGUUAGAUAUGCAUUACAGUCUUAAAGAAGUUAAUCAAAUUUGUUCGAAAGUUAUUGAAUUAAUUACAGAGUAUAAUUCAUUAUUUAUUUGUCACUGUAAUGUAGCCAUUGAACAUGAUCUGACAUAUGUUUUAGCUAAUCUUCUUUCACAUAAAGCAUUUACGGUGGUAGAAGUAGAGAAUCUUGCAUCAGGAUGGAGUAGCGAUGUGUCAGGCCAUUUGACAAUUAAACAUCCUGGUAAAAAAUUUGAUAAUGAACAUAUGAAUAUGUUGGAUAUAAAACCAACCCAAUAUCUGUUUAAAUUAUUUGACAGAGGUGUAAAACUUCUUGCACCUGGUACUGUAUAAAAAUUUAAAGAUAUUGUAAAUUAGAACAAAUGUAUGUAUGGAAGUGAAUAAA